This is a messenger RNA of Pecten maximus, 1089 nucleotides long. RefSeq names its product zinc transporter ZIP1-like. NCBI's taxonomy places the organism in Eukaryota, Metazoa, Mollusca, Bivalvia, Pectinida, Pectinidae. Bases 1 to 1089 code for a protein of 362 amino acids. The record is from RefSeq and is a predicted model, not a curated record. The transcript has a single exon. Gene Ontology annotation, biological process: zinc ion transmembrane transport. Gene Ontology annotation, molecular function: zinc ion transmembrane transporter activity. Gene Ontology annotation, cellular component: plasma membrane.
AUGGUCGACACAGACAAAAUCGUAGCUAUAUUCGUAGUAUUUGGGAUUUCAUUUUUCUUUGGUGUGAUCCCAAUAUGGCUCCUGAAGUUUUUAUCAAACAAAAUGGAGAAUAUAUCCCGCCUGCAUUACUUCGUGAGUUUGACGAACUGUUUCGCUGGGGGCGUAUUUCUUGGAACGGCCAUUCUUCAUCUUAUACAGGAGUCAAUGGAGACGGUUACUGAAGCUUUACCGGAAGUCAAAUUUCCGUUGUCAGGAGCACUCAUCGGUACUGGAUUUUUCAUCGUACUAGGAAUAGAACAUGCCAUAGGACUCUUCAGUAAAGAUGAGGACAAUCACCUUUUAGACCAUGGACACCAUAACGAACUGAAGAGUUACGAUCACGAAUAUCAAGCACAUGACUUGGAAGUGGUAUCACUAAAAGGGUCUUCAUUCGUUAAUGCAAACCCUUCUUUAAUACCUACAACACAGAGCGUCAACAACCAGUCGGGUAUCCGUCCGUCAGGGUACCAGAACACAGGGCAGACAGCAUUGUGUAAUGCUGAAAUGUCGCAGAAACCGACGCCUGUUGAAGUUAAAGAGAAGAAAUCAACAAUCAUUGAUACUUCCGGUGAUGGACGCUCUAAAACAACAAGACGGAUCCGAGCUGUAAUUCUCGUAAUCGCUUUGUCUAUACACAUGAUAUUCGAAGGUAUGGCGAUAGGGUUACAGGACACUGCCUCGAAUACCUGGACAUUGGUGGCCGCCAUAUCGAUUCACAAGGCUGUCAUUGUGUUUAGUGUUGGAUUGAAGAUGAAGGAGAUUGUGGAAGGAAAUCUCCGGAUUGUCCUAUAUAUUAUGUUUCUGUCGUUAGUGUCGCCCGUAGGGAUAGCAUUAGGACUUGCAGUUACAAGUACAGGUUCUGGAAACGAAUCUGUGCAGAACAAAAGUUCUGGGAUAUUACAGAGCCUGGCAGCAGGAACUUUCCUUUAUGUAACAUUUUUCGAAAUUCUUCAAAAAGAACUGUCCAAUGGAUACAGUUUGCUAAAAGUGUUUUUAACAUUCAUUGGGUUUGCUGCUAUGGCCGCCCUGAAGGUACUUGAUACUGACUAG